Ostreococcus tauri is the source of this 525-nucleotide messenger RNA. Its product is annotated as Acyl-CoA N-acyltransferase. Gene Ontology annotation, cellular component: NatB complex. The record is from RefSeq and is a predicted model, not a curated record. Gene Ontology annotation, molecular function: protein-N-terminal amino-acid acetyltransferase activity. Lineage: Eukaryota; Viridiplantae; Chlorophyta; Mamiellophyceae; Mamiellales; Bathycoccaceae. Gene Ontology annotation, biological process: N-terminal peptidyl-methionine acetylation. The coding region runs from base 1 to 525 and encodes 174 amino acids. The transcript has a single exon.
AUGACAACGCUCUCACCCUUCACCUGUCGCGACCUCUUGCGGUACAACGCGGUGAACGUGGACGCGUUGACGGAGACGUACGGUCUGCGCUUUUACCUGCACUACCUCUCGACGUGGCCCGAGAUGUUCACGUGCGCGCGAGACCGCGAGGGCGAUCCGUGCGGGUACGUCAUGGGUAAGGUCGAGGGCUCGGGGGAGCUGUGGCACGGGCACGUGACGGCGGUGACGGUGGCGCCGACGCACCGGAGACAAGGGCUCGCGCGAGAGUUGAUGGGCGCGCUCGAGCGGGCGACGGAGGACGCGAACGACGGGUACUUCGUCGAUCUGUUCGUUCGAGUGUCGAAUAAACUCGCGAUCGGGAUGUAUGAAAAGUUUGGGUACUCGGUGUAUCGCAGGGUGCUGAAUUAUUACAGCGGAGAGGAGGACGCGUUCGACAUGCGGAAGGCGAUGCGACGGGACGUCGCAAAGAAGAGCGUUGUGCCGAGCGAGAAGGAUUGGCAUCCAUGGGAGUUAGAGUGGACGUAG